Messenger RNA from Cajanus cajan (pigeon pea), 1745 nucleotides. The record is from RefSeq and is a predicted model, not a curated record. Lineage: Eukaryota; Viridiplantae; Streptophyta; Magnoliopsida; Fabales; Fabaceae.
UUGUCAUCAAACCUCACACAAAGAAAACCUCACUAAACCUGAAAAUUUUGCAAAUUCUUCUUCUUCUUCAAUCUUCAACAUUUUUUCUUCAAAGUGAAUCCACACUGUGUUUAUUGGUCCUUCAAUGUUCAAAUCUGUCUCUCUCUGUUGCCGCUGAGAAGAACCCAUGUCCCUUUCCUUCUUCAAGCUCAUCCUGUGAAGCCCCAUUGUUGCACCCUUCACCGCCACCACCUCCCUCUUCCGACCAUUGAGGUUCCUUCAAUGAAAAAUCGUUUCUUUUUUGGGGGAGCGAAAAUGGGCAUGUGGAAAUGGGGCUUUUUGGGGCUUCUUUGCGCUGAUUUUCUCUUUGCAAUUGGUGCUGUGGAGCUGGGCAGGAGUCAACCCACUGAAAGAAUUUCAGGUAGCGCUGGUGAUGUAUUGGAAGAUGAUCCAGUGGGAAGAUUGAAGGUUUUUGUUUAUGAACUUCCAAGUAAAUAUAAUAAGAAAAUUUUGCAGAAAGACCCAAGAUGUCUCAACCAUAUGUUUGCUGCUGAAAUCUUUAUGCACCGGUUUCUCUUGUCUAGCCCUGUCCGAACCCUUAAUCCUGAAGAAGCUGAUUGGUUUUAUACCCCUGUAUACACCACUUGUGACUUGACACCAAAUGGCCUCCCUUUACCUUUUAAGUCCCCACGAAUGAUGAGAAGUGCCAUACAGCUUAUUUCUUCAAACUGGCCUUAUUGGAACCGGACAGAGGGGGCAGAUCACUUCUUUGUAGUUCCUCAUGACUUUGGGGCAUGUUUCCAUUACCAGGAAGAGAAGGCAAUUGAAAGAGGGAUUCUUCAACUGCUUUGGCGUGCUACAUUGGUUCAAACAUUUGGACAGAGGAAUCACGUGUGCUUGAAAGAGGGUUCAAUUACCAUUCCUCCAUAUGCUCCACCACAGAAAAUGCAUACCCACCUAAUUCCUGACAAGACUCCCAGGUCCAUUUUUGUAUACUUCCGAGGACUCUUUUAUGAUGUUGGCAAUGACCCUGAAGGUGGUUACUAUGCAAGAGGUGCAAGGGCAGCAGUGUGGGAGAACUUUAAGGACAAUCCCCUAUUUGACAUCUCCACUGAACAUCCAACCACAUACUACGAGGACAUGCAACGGGCUGUGUUUUGUCUAUGCCCACUUGGAUGGGCCCCUUGGAGCCCAAGAUUGGUAGAGGCUGUGAUAUUUGGCUGUAUCCCUGUUAUUAUUGCAGAUGACAUUGUUCUGCCAUUUGCUGAUGCAAUCCCAUGGGAAGAUAUAGGUGUGUUUGUUGAUGAGGAGGAUGUUCCUAAGCUGGAUACCAUACUCACAUCUAUUCCACCAGAUGUCAUAUUAAGGAAGCAGAGAUUGCUUGCCAACCCUUCCAUGAAGCAAGCAAUGCUGUUCCCACAACCUGCUCAACCGGGUGACGCGUUCCAUCAAGUUUUAAAUGGACUCGCACGGAAGUUGCCACAUGGCAGCACUGUGUUCUUGAAGCCAGGGGAGAAGAUCUUGAACUGGACUGCUGGACCUGUUGGUGACCUUAAACCUUGGUAACAAUCAUAUUACUUUUCUGAGGGCAUUAAGAUUCUUUAUAGUUCUUGCUCAAUCCUCCCAAAGUGUUCAUAGGGGCUGGUAAUUGAGAUACCUUUUCUUUUCUUUUUGUGUUGUAAAUCUUGGUGUUUUCAUAGACAAUUCUUUAGAUCAUGUAAUCCAUUUUGCAACAUGAAUGAAGUGAAAGUCUCAUAAUAUGCUCA